AUGGCUCUGAAUAAGUUUAUGCAUCCUCGUAAUACAUAUAAAAUACGACCUGAUUUCGGGAGGUUAGCUAAGUUAGAUCCAGAGUUUUCGGCUAUUUCAAAAACGGAUGUAACAGGUAAGGUUACUAUUGACUUCAAAGAUGCCAAUUCACUCAGAAUAUUGACUAAGUGUUUAUUGAAAACUGACUUUAAUCUGAAUGUGGAGAUUCCAGAGGACAGGUUGGUCCCUACACUUCCCUUAAGACUUAAUUACAUAUUAUGGUUGGAAGAUUUAUUAACAUCAAUACAAAGAAGCAGUGACAUAAAGGGGCUUGAUAUAGGUACCGGAGCAUGUGCUAUUUAUCCUUUGCUAGCUGCUGUUAAGAACAAAUGGAGCAUGGUAGGAACAGAAAUGGACACAGAAAGUUUAUUGAAGGCUAAAGAAAAUGUACAAAGAAAUGGCUUAACAGAGCUUAUAGCAUUGAAAGAAAAUACAUCUAAAUCAAUUAUUGCACAUGUCUUCACUGAAGAAAAACUAGUGUUUGAUUUCUGUAUGUGCAACCCUCCAUUUUACAGUAACGUUCAGGAGUUGUGCGAAUCUCGUAGCCCAGCCAGACUUCCACCCAAAAAUGGAUUUACUGGAUCUCCUCAAGAACUAAUUACUGAGGGAGGAGAAUUAGAAUUUUGUAGAAAGUUAAUUAGAGAAAGCAAAAAGUAUAAGGAUAACAUAAUAAUAUUUACGACAAUGGUUGGUCACAAAUACAAUUUAAUUGUACUAGUACAAGAUUUAAAAACAGAAAAUAUCAGGCAUACCCACACUGAGUUUUGUCAAGGACGUGUUACGAGAUGGGGGCUGGCUUGGACGUAUAGGGAAUACGAUGUAUAUAAUUUAGUUCCUCCAAGAAACAAACCAAGAAAAAAACAAACGCCAACUAUAUAUCUCUUACCAGAGUUAUCAAAAUGCACUUACAGUAUAAAAGUAGCCGAAGAUAAAAUAAAAGAGAUGUUAAGUAGUCUCAGUAUUAGGCAUACACUACUCGAGAAAAGAGGUAGCAAUGUAGUGCUUGAAAUAAUAGCAAACAAAGAUACUUGGUCCAAUCAACGACGAAAAAGAAGGCUUCAGAAAAGACCAGAACAUCAAUCCAAGAUAUCUAAAUUAGACCACGAGAUAGAAGAACCAGAAAAUGGUGUUUCAAUAUCAUCAAAAGUUUUAGAAAAUUGUAUGGAUAAUUCAGAAAAAAGUACACACAAUGAAGAAAAAGAAUCCACAGAGUGCUCUAAGAGCAAUCCGUUAAUCCACGCAUUUUUCAAAUUGUUAAGAAAAGAUAAAGAUAUUUUAUUAGAGGUAGAAUUUAUUGAUGGCAGUGGUGGAAAAGAAGGCCUGCAUCAAAUAUUGCAGUAUAUAAAAAAUAAUUGGAAAUAA
Messenger RNA from Arctia plantaginis, 1401 nucleotides. NCBI's taxonomy places the organism in Eukaryota, Metazoa, Arthropoda, Insecta, Lepidoptera, Erebidae. The record is from the annotation of a GenBank genome assembly.